Phycomyces blakesleeanus NRRL 1555(-) is the source of this 1902-nucleotide messenger RNA. RefSeq names its product NDUFV1NADH dehydrogenase flavo protein subunit 1 (gene Ndufv1). Gene Ontology annotation, molecular function: NAD binding; 4 iron, 4 sulfur cluster binding; FMN binding. The record is from RefSeq and is a predicted model, not a curated record. The coding region runs from base 234 to 1670 and encodes 478 amino acids. Lineage: Eukaryota; Fungi; Mucoromycota; Mucoromycetes; Mucorales; Phycomycetaceae. The transcript is spliced from 5 exons.
AAAAAAUUCAAAAAAAAUUCAAAAAAAUAGAGUGAAAAAGCCUGUCCUUGCAGCGUUUAUUAUUUUUUUUGUUGAGCCGACCUUUGUAAGAAAGAAGAACCAAGAAAAAAAAUAAAAAAAAGUUUUUUUUUGUGGGUCGUCUUCCUACCAGUCCGUUACCCCAUUUUUUCUUUGCUUGCAACAAAACCUCCCUACUCUAUCAUUUCCUAUAUAAAUACAUAUUUUUUGACACUAUGUUGAGAUCGCUUACUUCACAAGUCGGCCUUGCUCGCUCAGUUCGCCUUGCACCCAGCUUGGCUACUGCUGCCCGCUCAUUCGCAACCCCUGCUGCAACUGACCCUAAUGCCAACCCCAUCAACGGCAAAACCACCUACGGAGGCCUUUCUGACCAAGACCGUAUCUUCACCAACCUUUACUUGAAGCACGACUACGGUCUUCAGGGCGCCCUGAAGCGUGGUGAUUGGUACAAGACCAAGGAAUUGGUGCUCAAGGGUACUGAUUGGAUUAUCAAGGAGAUGAAGGAGUCUGGUCUCCGUGGUCGUGGUGGUGCUGGUUUCCCCACCGGUCUCAAGUGGAGUUUCAUGAACAAGCCCCUUGACGGACGUCCCCGUUAUUUGGUUAUCAAUGCAGAUGAGGGUGAACCCGGUACCUGCAAGGAUCGUGAAAUUUUGCGUGGUGACCCCCACAAGCUCAUCGAAGGCUGCCUUAUCGCCGGUUCUGCCAUGAAGGCCAACGCUGCUUACAUUUACAUCCGUGGUGAGUUCUACCAGGAGGCUUCUCACCUUCAGGAGGCUAUCAACCAGGCUUAUGCUGCUGGCUUGAUUGGCAAGAAUGCAUGUGGUACUGGUUACGACUUUGAUGUGUUCAUUCACCGUGGUGCUGGUGCCUACGUCUGUGGUGAAGAGACCUCGCUUAUCGAGUCUAUCGAGGGUAAGCAGGGUAAGCCUAGAAUGAAGCCCCCAUUCCCCGCCGACGUUGGUCUUUUCGGUUGCCCCACCACCGUCACCAACGUCGAGACUGUUGCCGUUGCCCCUACCAUUCUCCGUCGCGGUGGAUCCUGGUUCGCUGGCUUUGGCCGUGCUCGUAACAGCGGUACCAAGCUCUUCUGUAUCUCUGGCCACGUCAACAACCCCUGCACAGUCGAGGAGGAGAUGUCGAUCCCUCUUAAGGAACUUAUUGACAAGCACUGUGGUGGUGUUCGUGGUGGAUGGGACAACUUGCUCGGUAUCAUUCCCGGUGGUUGCUCCGUUCCCGUUAUUCCCAAGGAUAUUUGUGAGGAUGUUUUGAUGGACUUUGACGCUCUUCGUGAUGUCAACUCUGGUCUCGGUACUGCCGCUGUCAUUGUUAUGGACAAGUCUACCGAUAUCGUCAGAGCUAUUUCUCGUUUCGCAAAGUUCUACCGCCACGAGUCUUGCGGUCAGUGCACUCCCUGCAGAGAGGGUACCAAGUGGCUCGAGUCCAUGAUGGAUCGUUUCGAGGUUGGCCGUGGUCAAGCCGAGGAGAUCGAUCAGAUCUGGGAACUUACCAAGCAGAUCGAAGGUCACACCAUCUGUGCCCUUGGUGAUGCUGCCGCAUGGCCCGUCCAGGGUCUCAUUCGUCAUUUCCGCCCCGAAUUAGAGUCUCGCAUGGCAGAAUUCCAAAAGUCGAUUGAGGCUAACGGCAGUGCUUAAAUUUAUAUGUAAAUAUAUACAUAUAUAUAAAAAAGAAAGAACCUCUCCACACUUAUCCUCUUCUUCUGCUUCUGCUUCUGCUUCUGCUCCCUUCUUCGUCUUCUUCUUAUUAUUAUUCUUGUUUUUUUUCUUUUCUUUUUCUUUUUUGAUUUCAAAAAUAAAAAACAAAAAUAAAUUAGGUCAAAGAAAAUAUAUGCAUAAUACAUACAUAAAACAUAUUUUUUCUUUUAAC